Molecule: messenger RNA, 5234 nt
Organism: Cheilinus undulatus (humphead wrasse)
Lineage: Eukaryota; Metazoa; Chordata; Actinopteri; Labriformes; Labridae
Product: BRD4-interacting chromatin-remodeling complex-associated protein
Exons: 15
Coding region: 241-3921 (1226 amino acids)
Biological process (GO): positive regulation of DNA-templated transcription
Cellular component (GO): SWI/SNF complex
Source: RefSeq, a predicted model, not a curated record
CGAUGGCGCAGAGGCCCGCUUGACAGGACAAUAAACCACAAAGAAGGGCCUCUCCACCCGCUCGCUGACGACCGCAGAGAUGCCCCAGCAGAGGGAGGAGGACACGUCUCCGUCCCGCCGCCCCGGCCUGGCAUCCCUCCGCCGCCUCCAGACUCUGAAACCCGGCCACGACUUCCCAUGAGGCCACCAGCAGAACUCAGCUUGCCCGCUCUGUAUGGGGCCUCUCACAUAUGAAUUGACAUGGAGGAUGAAGAUGGGACUUGUCUACUUGAUGUUUUGUGUGACCCCCAAGCCCUGAACGACUUCCUUCAUGGGACCAAUGAGCUGCAGACUGAAGACCUGCUCAUUAACUCCUCCUCUGGGGAGCCCUCCCUCUUCACAGACGCCCCGAGCCCCGUCUCUCUGCUGGGAGAUGGCAGGGAUUCCCCAGACACGCCUCCGCCCGGGUGUGUGGAUCUGUCCUUCCUGGAGGAGGCUCUCCUGUCAUCGCCGGAGGGAGGGGACGACCCACAGGUGGUGCAGGGGGGGACACCUGUGGAGGCUGGAUUUGAGGCAAAGAAGGGCGAGGUGGAGGAGGCAGAGGAGGCAGAGGUGGCGUGUGACAUCCUGCAGCAGAGCUUGCAGGAGGCGGAGAUCACAGAGCAGACCCUGCUGCAGGGGGACAGCCUCUCCCUGUACUCCCCCGCCCCUCUCCUCUCUCCCCCCUCCGUGCCCUUCGUACCCAAGUCCGUGACCUUACCCCAGAUCACCGCCACGCUGCCCCGAGACACCCAGGCAGCGGUGGAGCCCCCUCAGCCGUCCCUGCUGGCUGUAGGACCAGGCUGCCCUUCUCUUAAACCAGCGGCCCCCCCUCAGCUGAUGGGGCUCCUACCUGGAAAUGUGUUCCCUGCCGCCCCCCCAGAGACCUCCUUCUCACUGAGUCCAGCACAGGGGUCCAGCAUGAUCAUCCACAAAGCUGUCCCCAGUGUGACCAGCUGUCCCCUCAUCACCCCCACCCUCAGAGCAGCAGCAGCUCCAGGCAUCGUUCUGCAGCGAGCACCCCUCCCCAUCCAGCCCAAACUGCCCAUCAGCAUCCAGCCCCGCCUGGUCCAGAUCAGCCCUAAGCCUUCUGGGCAGAAACAUGCUCCCGGUCUCACAUUUGUACCAGGGACUGCCUCGCCAAAUAUUCUUCUCUCACAACCUGGGGGUCAGAAGCCCUCCGCCCCCCCACAGCAGCCCCCACAGCAGCUCCACAAACCGCUCAGCCUGCAGCUUGUCAACCAGGGCGGUUCCUUCGUGCUGCAGCCUCAGGGACUCUUCCAAGGCCAAAACCAGUUCCUUCUUCCAGGCCAGUCCCCUGUAACUCUCGCUCAGCCUGCCGGUGCAGCUCGCCCUCUGCUGACCCCGGGUCACCACGGCCCCCCCCUCCACAGCCUGACCCCCUCCCCUGGGCAGCUGGUGGAUGGUUCUCAAAUCCUCACUGUGCCCCAAAGACAGCUCAACUUCAGCCCGGUGUUCACCACCCCUACAGGGCAGCUGGCGCUCCGCCAGGCCACUGUGCUUUCAGGGCCUCUGCAGCUGCAGUCGGCGCCCCCUACUGUCUUCCAGAUGCCGGCACAGCUGGCUGGAACCUACACACCAGGGGGGCAGGGUCAACGUGCCACCCUGGUCCACAGCCCUGCUCUUGGAAACCACAUCACCCUGAUCAACAGUUCAGGGGUUCUUCCUCCUGAUCUCACCUCCAUCUCUAUCGUUAACGGCCCCUCAGUGGUUCAGAGUCUGCCCUUCGCCGCCCCGGCCUCUCAGAGUGCAGUGGCGGACGGACAGCUGAGCCUCCAGCCAGCUUCAGUGGUCCUGCUGCCCGAGAGAGCUGUGCAGGAGGAGAGGAGCGGCUCAGAAGAGACGUUUCACCAGCUGCCACAGCAGUACAGACACGUCCUCCAGCCGGUGUCAGUGCAGCCGCCUUCUACAGGUCUACAGCCCUCUCCUACUCCUCCCCCUCCCCCUCCCGCUCCUCCUGCUCCUCCGGUGGUCACGGUCCUACAGCCUCCUCCUGAACCUCCUCUGGCCCCUGAUCCAGCUGUGGAGAUCCCUAAGCUCCUGAUACCCCCUGCAGAAAUGAGCCAAACAGUGGAGGAGGCGACGCAGUCACUGAGUCCAAACGAGGCCUUUAUGCACCAUCUGCAACAGCAAGCACUUAGUUCCCCUCUCACGUCUGACUUGUUGGUCGGAGCUCUGCCCGUGGUGCCGAUGGAGUCACUAGACUCCCCUGUGGAUAAUGAGACCCAGACCCAGACUCAGACCCAGGAGGUCUCAGUUCAGGACUCUGUGCUGUCUGAUCCCUGUGUGGACGACUCUCCCCUCCACUCCGAUCCAACGGACACCCCGCUGAUCUGCUCCCCUCCUCCAGUCCGGGACACGGAGACGCCCGCUCCGACUAGUUUCUCCCCGCCAUCUGCAUCAGAGAGCUCGGUCCAUCCGACCCCAGCCCCACAGCCUCACAUCGAGUCACAAAUCCACUACCAGGUCCCUCAUCAGGUCUCACAGGCCUCCUUUGUCCAGAAAGCAGGACAACUCCAGCCUCAGCUCUCGGUCCAGAGCAGUCCGUCCUCUCUGCGUGUCUCGGUGCCUCAGCAGCCGUCUGAUCCUGCGGCUGCUCCUGUUAGUCUCUCCAAAGGAGGAGACGACCCCGCUGUCCAACAGCACACACACAACAAGCCAACAGCUGCCUUGGUCGUGGAGAGUAAAACCUUUACUCUCGAUGUCCAUCCAUCCUCUCCUGCAGCACCAGGUCUCCAGCUUCAGGGGCCCCCAGCUCCUAGAGAGGGGGUCCCAACCCAGGAGAGCCAGAAGACCAGCAACAAGCUGGCAGCUCCGCCCGAGCAGCCGAGAGAGGAGAGGCUCACACCAGCAAUGCGCCGCCACAGGUUCCAGCAGCAGAUUUGUUUGGACCACAGGGCGGUCCACUCCCCCUUCACCGGCCCGGCCUUUUCCACGCUGAAGGACGCCGUCAGACGCCUGCUGCCGUACCACACCUGUGCAGGUCACCUGCCCACUCAGGAUGACUUUGAUUUAGUGGAUCAGGAGUUUGACAGUGUGUCUGGUUUCCUGCUGAAGCGCACCAAGGACAUGGUGAACAAAUACAGGCAGCUACUGGUCAGAGAGGCUCAGCAGGACAGCCCGUCAGCAGAGAUGGUGAUGUUGGAGCGUCUCUUCCUCCAGGCUGAACGGAGCUCCUUAGCCGAGGACAGACGGAGAGUCCGCAGAGACCCAGAAUCCUUCAUGAUGGCCUUGGCUUCUUCAGCGUCUUCCCCCCUCAGCGCCCCCUCCUCCUCUGGUCCGUCCCACUCCUGCUCCUCCGGCAGCCCCUCCUCUCCCCCAGCCUGGACCCGGCUUUCGGACCGCCCCCCUGGCCUGAAGACGUACCGCUCCAGCUCCCGCGGGGCCCUCAGACUCACCAUCAAGCACGAGUCCGGCUCCCGCAAGGUGGUCCACAACUCGGCCUGCGACCCUGGACUCAAGAGGGACCACACGGGUCAGCUGACCAAUGGGGGCGGGGCUGUGACUGAACGCCAUCUCCAGGCUACAAACGGAGUGUCCCAGCAUCCUCGGCAGGAUGAGGAGAUCUCGAACGGAGCUCUGCCAGAGGAAGCCCCACAGACAGCGCUGAAUUCCAAAAUUAAAGCCCCAAAAAUUGCUGAGGUGAGAGACGUCGGCGCUCCGAAACUGAAAUGCUUCAGGUCGGACGUGUCGCCUCAGCCGGAGCAGAGCUUCAGCCCGCCGCCGCCCCCCCUCCAAGAGGACAACAUGCUCAGUGAACAUCUGCAGAGUGCCAUCGACAGCAUCCUGGAGCUGCAGCGCCUGCAGGGCCCCUCUGCAGCCCCGAGCAGGGCCCCGUCACUGGACCAGGCGGUCACCAGCAUCCUGGGGGGGAACCUGUGAGGUGAACCCCCCCGCCCGACUGAGGUGGGAUCAAAAAUAAACUGGAGCUGAAAGAGAUUUUAGUUUGUGGGUUUAAAGAACUGAGAGAAACUAAAGAGGCACUAUAAAGAGAUGCAGAGCAGACAACAGCACUAUCUAUAGUCCCAUAGAUGUUAGAUACUUCAUUUUGAUGUACGUUUGUGGAAAAAAAGUCUAUUUGAAUAGGAGCUCUAUUGUUUCAGUGGUAGUGAAGUCAUUCAGAGGUUUAUGACACUGGUGUGACCUUCAUCAGCAUAUAGAGUCUAAGUCAUAGUGAGGAUCCGAACCAAGCCGUGGAGUAGACUGAGAUUAUUCAAUAGUUUUUUAUAAGAUUUCUUUCCAAAAUGUGAACUUUCUUUUUGCAUAGUGCCAAGCUUCCAGGGUAUUUAUUUUGAUAAUCUGUGCCAACUGUGUUUUCUGAUGAGUUGCAUUGAGAAAGGCAGCGUGUGUGCGAUGAUUCUGUGUGUUUGUGUGCGUGUGAAGAGCGUGUGGAAACAUUGCAUCCUGCAGCGGGGCAGAGCAUAAACCCCCCCCCCGCACCCUGCAGGCUCCGUCAUCUCGGCUUAUCGAAUGAAACUCCAAAGAAUUUGUGACUUGCUACAUCCUGAAUACACCAGCAAACGUCCGUGUUGUGUCUCUUCACACAAACUGCAGCGAGUGUUUGUCAAAGCAGAAAAAAGAUUAGGCAGAGGUUUUUUUGUUUUUUUCGUUUGGACCCUUGUUGUCAGUCAUGCUGGAGUCAGACUGUGAGAUAUUUACUGUUUUAGAGACAUGGAAAGUGUCCCAUCUGUGAUGUAUUAAUAACAUUUAAGCAAUAAUGAGUUAGGGUUGUUAGGAGCAGCGGAGAGGAGGAGGGAAAACAAGCGCCUCGUUCCUACUGCAUGCUGUGGCUCCACUUGACUCAUCUUUUCCAGAGUUGUUGAUAGAUCCUGCUGACUUUUAGGUAUUUUUGGUGUUUCCAGCUGAGGUUUAAAGCAAGCUGAGUGGAUACUUAACACUGAGCUGGAUAGACAGCAGAAAAAUAAAAGGCCAGGGGGAGUAUGAACAGUUUAGUUGAGCUGUCUGCUGCAGAACUUUGCAAGAAUAAAACAUUUGAGAUCAACAUUGACGGCAAAAACACUGAAGAAAACAGGGUGGAACUCUGCAGUUACAGCAGAAGCAUUGACGAUACACUCCUAAUAGAUUAUUUCAUCUACAUGAGUCUUAUGUUUUAUCUGUAAGGCCGGAGAUACAGUGCCUAUAUGAACUAUUCACCUCCUUAGAUGUUUUACCCUUUUAUUGAUUUUAUAAAUCAG